Malassezia japonica is the source of this 7719-nucleotide messenger RNA. RefSeq names its product translational activator of GCN4 (gene GCN1). The coding region runs from base 1 to 7719 and encodes 2572 amino acids. Gene Ontology annotation, biological process: cellular response to amino acid starvation; regulation of translation. The record is from RefSeq and is a predicted model, not a curated record. Gene Ontology annotation, molecular function: protein kinase regulator activity. Lineage: Eukaryota; Fungi; Basidiomycota; Malasseziomycetes; Malasseziales; Malasseziaceae. Gene Ontology annotation, cellular component: cytosol. The transcript has a single exon.
AUGAGGACGCGCGACAUCAAACAGUGGCUGCGUGCCGCGGAUGUUGCCGACACAGAAUCACCCUACGACUCCGAUGAUGAAAUGGCACCGGGCCACGAUGAGCCCGACGCUCCCGCCCGCACGCCGGACUCGGCAGCGGACUGGGACGCGUUUGUGACCCAUGCCGCCGAGGUGCUGCGGUCCACCAAGCCGCGGCGCCGCGACCUGUUCCUGAAUGAGUGUCUUCCCCAGAUUAUUUUUGAUACCGAGACGACGUCUGCCGAGCGCGUCGAGCUGUACCAGCUUCUUUUUCAGGCGUACGAAUACCACCCCGACCGAGCGACACGCCUGAAACUGCUCGGCACCGGCGACGCUCUCCUCCAAGCUGACAUUGGCUCGGAGGGCAAGCCGUUUGACAGCAUGCUGUGCGUUGCUGCGCUCACGAGCCUGCGCGCAGAGGCGGAGCGCUUCUGCGGACCAAACGGCGCCGUUCGGGGACCCCGUGCGCAGCUGGCGGGUGUGCACCACUGGCUCUGCACGCUGCUGAACCGCGUGCUGAGCGCGCGCGACGGGCUCGAAUGCGCGCCAUGGACGAGCCUCGUGCAGACCGUCGCGAUGGUCUACGACGCGCUUGCCGGAAGCAGUUCGCCGCGCGACCGCCUUUUGCUGCCCGCCCAGCACGCCGCAUGGCGGGCAGUGCGUGAACACGCAGGCCACAUCCCUCUUUUGCUUGAUACACUACUCGCAACGCCGGCGGGUGCGCACACGUUCCGCGUAGUGACGGCCCUCGGCAUGGUCCUCGACGUGGCGCUCCACCUGCGCCCGAAGAAGGACGAGGAGAGCGUGGGACUUGCGUACGUUGCCAAAUACAAGGUGCGCGUGCUGCAGUACUAUGCGACGCAUGUCGUCUCGUCCAAGACGCCGGUCCCGACGCACGUCCUCACGGCCCUGCACGGCUUCCUCGGACAGGUGACGCAGGCCGAGUGCGACGAGUACGUCUUCCCCACGCUCGACAAGAUGAUGCUCCGCUCGCCAGAGAUUGCGUCAGUCGUCGCGACACACCUGUGCCGCGAUGCGCGCGUCGACCGCGGCGCAAUCCUGUGCCGCGUGCAGCAGCCGCUCCUUUCUGCGCUCGCGUCGGCCAACGCCGGCACGCGCCGCAACGCGCUUGCGUUCUGCGAGGAGCUCGUGCGCGACGGCAUUCCUGACGCAUUCCUCGAGGCCCUGCAAAAGUCGCUCAAGGCAGGCGAGUCGCGCUCCGAGGACCAGCGCCUGGCUCUGUACGAGUUCCUCGGCGCGAUUCCCGCCGCGUCGUACAGCGCGCGCCUCGUCGAGGCCAUUGCGCCCCUCCUGCAAAAAGAAGUGCAGCCUGCGCUGCUGCGCACCGCUUUCCUUGCCCUCUGGCACCAUGCCAGCUCGCUGAUUGGGAACGAUACCCCCCUUCCCCCAGCCGCGCUCAAGGCACUCGCGGGCAAGGUCCAGCAGCCAAAGGCGCCGCUGCGUGCCGCUGCGAUGCGCUCGGUGCUGGCGCUGCCGCUCGACGGCGCGGGCGCACAGGCCUUUGCCAAGGACCUCGUGCCGCUCGCAGAGACCGGCAUUGCGAACGGCGCCGCAGCGCUCACCGCACCCGAGUCGGCGCUGGAAGCGAGUGCCGCCGCCAGUGUUCUCGCGCGCCUAGCGCUGGGCACGGACGGUGCGGCGGGCGAAAAAGCGCUUGCGCCGCUGCUCGUGCCGUCGCCCAAGCUGCCUUUUCUUCUGAACGAAAAGGUGGUGCGCAAGCUGCGUGACGCCGAUGCAUCCUGGCCGAACGUGCACGCGGAUGCGCUCCUGCACACGCUGCAGUGGCGCGGACUGGCGUGCCUGCACGACGCAGCGCUUCAGACGGCCGUCGUGGCGGUGCUCGCCGAGUACGUCUGUGACUCAUUCAAAGUCGUUCCCCGCCUCUUGCGUGCGAUUGCGGCGUACGACCGCCGCCUCGCGCUCCAUCUCGUGACGCGCCUUGUGCGCACGAUGCUGGCGGGCGAGCACGUGUCGAGCACCCGCCUGCGCACGCUCCUCCAGGUCCCGAUCGAGGCCUCGGACGAGGGGAGCACGCCGGCCGCGCCCGAAGCCGACCGUGCGACGACGGCGCUGCUGGCGGAGCUCGUGGUGCUUGCGCACCUCGCCGAGCUCCAAGACGCCGAGCACGAGUUCUUUGUGCACCUCUGCCGCACCGCGCAGACGGACCCUCAUGAGGCUGUCGCGUCGCAAAAGACACAAAUCCUCGAAGUCAUUGCCGACGCACAGCACGACGCGCAGCUGUCGUGUGCGGCGGAUGCGGCGCUGUCGACCGUCGCCUUUAUUGCGCCCGAGAUUAUGUCGAUGGCGUGCGAGCGCAUCGUGCGCGACGCGUCGCUGCACCGCCUCGACGCAUUUACCGAGCAGGACAUGGCGAUCUGGGCGGCGCCAGGUGACGUGCCGUACAUUGAUGUGCUUGCGUCCGAGCAAAAGGAUACCAAGGCCGCCAAAGGCAGCAUGGAAAAGUGGGACGCCGAGGUCCGCGCAUCGCUUGCCAAGAAGCAAGGCGCACCGACCCUCUCCAAGCAGCAGCAGGCCGCUGUCGACGCGCAGCUGGAGAAGGAGAAAGGGAUCCGGAGCGACGUCGACCGUGCCGCGGCGCACCUGCAAAAGGCCGUGCGCUCCGCGCGUGCAGUCGCACGUUCGCGCUCGACCGCGCUCGACGCGUAUGUCUCGACGCUCCUGCGCGCGAUGCUCGCGGUGCUUGCCUCGCCCCGCGCACGCACGCUCGGCCUCGGUGUGGAAGCGGCGAGCGCGCUCGAAGCGCUUGCUGAGAGCGGCGAAACGCGCGCGCAGACUAUGGCUGCGUUUGUGCUGAGCACCUGGCUGCGCCGCGCCGACCCUGGCCUGACGCCGCUCGACUACCUGCUCGAGCCGGUGGCGGACGUCGAGCUGCGUGUGCUCUACCAGCUGCGCCUCACGGUCGACGGCGCUCCGCUGUCGCUUGCCUCUGCGUCGUUCUUUGCCCCGUGGCUCGUCUCGCUCAUUGAGGCGGGCCGCCUGUGUGGCGACGAGGUCAAGGACGAUCAGGCAGUCGAGCGCAUGCAGCUUGCGCUCGAGUGCCUCGCGGCGCACAGCGGCCUCGGUGCGGAGCCCGCAUUUCCCCGCAGCGAGGUGCUGCGUGCGCUCCUGCUCCUCCUGCGCCACUUUCCGAUGCUCGCGCACGAGACGAUCUCGGCGCUGCGUGCGUACGGCGAGGCGAUCGCCCGCACGACGAUUGGCGCCGGUGCGCUUGCGCAGCAGCUGCUUGACGCGGCGCUUGCCGACGAGCGCCGCGAGCGCGACGGUGCACUGCAGUGUCUCGUGCCACUCGACCUGACCGAGCUCGAGUUCAGUGCACCGCUCUACCUUGCGAUGCACGCAGAAGACGAGGAGAUUGCACGCACCGCCGACCGCAUCUGGGCGGAGAAUGCGAUGGACGUGCCGACGACGUACGUCUCGACGCUCGUCGCACUCCUCGAGCACAAACAUGCAUACGUGCAGGCGACGACGCCCCGUGCGCUGGGCAGUGCGUGUGCGCUGCACCCCGACACCUUUGCGUCGCUGCGCGAAGGCCUCGAGAUGCUGUACAAGGCCAAGAACUAUUCGCUUGAGCCUGAGUACGACCAGUUCGGCAUGGUGAUUGAUUCUACGCUGCACCGCGAGGACCCCUGGACGGUGCGUCUGGGUGUCGCUGAGUCGCUGGCCGAGAUUGCGCCGCUCUUUUCUGGCAAGGACGUGCUGCCGUUCUUUGCGUUUGCACUGCGCUCCCCCGGCGCGCUCGGCGACCGGAACGAGGCAGUGCGCCGCGCGACGCUGCGCGCCGCGACGGCGAUCGUCGACGCGCACGGCGCCGAGGUGCUUACGCCGCUCAUUGCCGAGCUCGAGGCGAGUCUCGACAGUACCGAUGACGCCGUGACCGAGGCGGCAGUCGUGCUCCUCGGCCGCGCCGCGAACCACCUCGACGAGGGCGACGCGCAUGUCCGCCGCGUCGUCGACCGCCUGCUCGACGCGCUGCACACGCCGUCUGAGCUUGUGCAAGAAGCGGUCGGCGCGUGCCUUGCGCCGCUCGUGCGGACCAAGGCGGUGGCGGGCGACGUGUCGUCGAUGGUCGACGGCCUCUUUACCACGCUGCUGCACGGCGAAAAGUACGCGGGCCGCCGAGGCGCCGCGUAUGGCCUUACAGGUGUGGUGCAAGGCCGCGGUAUUGGCAGCGUCAAGGCGCUGCGGAUCCUGCCCCGCCUGUCGGACGCGGUGCACGACACUUCUGCGCCGACGCUGCGCCAAGGCGCAAUGUUUGCGUACGAGGUCCUGGCCAAGACGCUGCGCAUCCUCUUUGAGCCGUACGUUCCCGAGAUUUUGCCGCACAUUCUCCUGUGCUUUGGCGAUAACAACGGCGACGUGCGCGAGGCGACUCAGGACACGGCGCGUGUCCUGAUGCAAAGCCUCAGCGGCCAGUGCGUCAAGCAGAUUCUGCCGUCGCUCCUCGAAGGCCUCGACGAGAAGCAGUGGCGUACUAAGCGCGGUGCGAUCGAGCUACUCGGUGCGAUGGCGUACUGUGCGCCCCGCCAGCUCUCGGCGUCGCUGCCGAUCGUCAUCCCCCGCCUGAGCGAGGUGCUUACCGACUCGCACACGCAGGUGCGCAACGCGGCGAACAAGUCGCUGAAGCAGUUCGGCGAGGUGAUCCACAACCCCGAGAUCCACGACCUUGUCCCAACCCUGCUCAAGGCGCUGGUGGACCCCAACACAAAGACGGGCAGUGCGCUGAAGGCGCUGCUUGGCACCAAGUUUGUGCACUACAUCGACGCGCCGUCGCUUGCGCUCAUUGCGCCGAUCAUUGAGCGUGGUCUGCGCGAGCGCACCAUCGCCGCGCAGAAGCACGCCGCGCAGAUCGUCGGCAACCUCGCGUCGCUGACCGAUACGCGCGACUUUGUGCCGUACCUCGGGCGGUACACGCCGCUGGUGCGUGAGGUGCUCGUGUCGCCCGUGCCGGACGCACGCAGUGUCGCUGCCAAGGCGCUUGGUACGCUCGUCGAGCGUCUCGGCGAGGUGCACUUUGUCGACCUCAUCCCUGCGCUGCUCGGCGUGCUGCAGACGAACGCCACCGGCGUCGACCGCCACGGUGCUGCGCAGGGCCUUGCCGAGGUCCUCGCGGGUCUCGGCAUGGAGCGCAUGGAGAGCCUCUUGCCGAGCAUCAUUGCCAACACGUCUGCGCGCCAGGCGUACGUGCGCGAGGGCCACCUGGCGCUGCUCAUCUACCUGCCGGCGACAUUUGGCAACCGCUUCGUGCCGCAUCUGCCGGUGAUUGUGCCACCGAUCAUUGCGAGCAUUGCUGACGACGACGAGUCGGUGCGCGAGGCGUCGAUGCGUGCCGGCCGCAUGCUCAUCGGCAACUACCUGCAGCGCUCCGUCGACCUGCUCCUGCCGCAGCUUGAGCCGCGCCUCUUUGACGAGCUGUGGCGCGUGCGUCUCGCCGCGCUGCAGCUCACCGCCGACCUCUUGUUCCGCCUCUCGGGCGUCUCUGGCAAGGCCGAGGCCGACGAGGACGAGAACGAGGAAGCAGAGGUCGCGAAUCACUCGAUCCAAAAGGCGCUGCAGGUCGCGCUCGGCCAGGAGCGCCGCGCGCGCCUCUUGGCCGCGAUCUAUGUCCUGCGCCAGGACCCCAACAUCCCGGUGCGCCAGGCGGCUGCCCACACCUGGAAGGCGCUCGUGCAAAACACGCCGCGCACUGCGCGCGAGGUCCUGCCCAUCAUGCUCGACCUCAUCAUCGGCGCGCUCGCCGCCGAAGGCGACGAGCAGCGGGAGAUGGCUGGCCGCACGCUGGGCGAGCUCGUGCGCAAGCUCGGCGAAAAGAUUCUGCAAGAAACCAUUCCCCUGCUCGCCACGCGUGCCGCGCAGUCGCCGCAGGCCGCGACGCGUGCCGGCGUCUGCGCCGCGGUCGCAGACAUCCUCGCGAACGCGACCAAGACCCAGCUCGAGGACCACGAAGAGGCGAUCAUUGCCAUUGUGCGUGGCGCGCUCGUCGAUAGCUCGCCACAGGUGCGUGCGGCCGCCGCGCGCACCUUUGACGCGGUGCAGGCGCACCUCGGCUCGCGUGCGAUCGACACGACAAUCCCGACGCUCCUGUCGGCGCUGCAGCAAGGCGACGCACGCGCCGAUACGGCGCUCGCGGCGCUGCGCGAGAUUGUGCGCACGCGCCCCGAGGUUGUGUUCCCGGUGCUGGUGCCCGCGCUCGCGCAGGUGCCGCUCUCGGCCAAGUCGGCGCACGCCCUUGCGGCGCUCGUCCCGGUGGCUGGCUCGGCGCUUGCGCCGAACGUCGACGCGAUGCUCAGCUGCGUUGCGCGCACGCUCCUCGACGGUGGUGUGCGCUCCGGUGCGGAGCCGAGCAUCGACGUCGCGCCGCUGCACGCGCUCGCCGACGCCGUCUUUGCGGCGCUCGCCGAGAUCGAGGCUCUGCACCAGGCGAUCGUCCUGCUCCUGAGCUGGAUGUCGUCGCGCGAGGGCCCCGCGCGUCGCGCCCUUGCCUGCGACCUGUUUGUGCGCUUCUGCCGUGCAAAGAACCCGUCGCUGGACUGGGACGACUACACGGUGGACUGUGUGCGGAAGCUUGUGUCGCUCCUCGAGGAGGACCACGCAGAGGUCGACCAGGCGGCGCACGCCGCGCUCAUUGCGUGCGUCGAUGCGGUGCCCAAGAACAACUGGUCCGCACUCGUGCUUCCCCUGCGCCGUGCGCUCGCCUCGAGCGGUGCGCCGGAUGCGCCGCUUCCCGGUCUGUGCAUCCCCCGAGGCCCCCAGCCGUUUACCACGCUCUUGCUCCACGGCCUGAUGCACGGCUCGGCAGAGCAGCGCGAAAACGGUGCGCUGGGUCUCGGCGAAGUGGUCGAGAAGAGCACGUCGGACGCAGUCAAGCCGUUUGUCACCGGUAUGGUUGGUCCGCUGAUCCGUCUGUGUGGCGACCGCCACACGCCGCCGGUCAAGACGGCGAUCCUCGUCGCGCUCGAUACCAUGGUCCGCCGCGUCCCCCAGCUGGUGCGGCCGUUUUACCCCCAGCUCCAGCGCUCCUUCCAAAAGGCUGUCGGCGACCAGAGCAGCAACACGGUGCGCUCCAAGGCCGGCGCUGCGCUCGGUGUGCUGAUGGGCCACCAGAUGCGUGUCGACCAGGUGCUCCUCGAGCUCGUGCAAGGCAUCAAGGCGUCGAUCGACGGCGAGCUGCCUCCGCCCAGUGCCCCCGGCGUGGACCCGGUGGACGUGGGCGAUGCCAUGGCGUUGGCCCUCGCCCAGGUCCUCGCCCAUGUCCCUGCGGACAAGGUCGGCGAGGCGUCGCGUGCGGCGAUCGACGACGUGCUUACGGCCGCCUUCCUCGCCGAGGAGGAGGUGUCCGAGCCGCUGAAAAAGGCGCUUGCCGAGCUCUCUGCCGCGUGGCUCGCAUUCGACACGCCGCGCGCCGGUGCGCUGCUCGAGCGCCAUGUGCUGCAGCCUGCGCCGGUCGACGUGCAGCUCGCGGCGCUGUGCCUGCGUGCGUGCGUGGACCAGGCGUCUGAUGCGCUGUACGGCUACUGCCGCCCCCCCGCGCUGGUCCCCGAGCUGGCUACGACGUGGAUGAGUGAUGCGCCGUCGGUCGCGCGGCCUGCGCGCGAGACGCGCGACCUCCUGAAAAAGGUUGAGCCGUGGCGCAGCGACGAAGAGGUGCAAAACGCACUCUAG